This is a messenger RNA of Didymodactylos carnosus, 2035 nucleotides long. NCBI's taxonomy places the organism in Eukaryota, Metazoa, Rotifera, Eurotatoria, Philodinida, Philodinidae. The record is from the annotation of a GenBank genome assembly.
AUUCCUGCAGAAUGCGGCGGGAAAAGUGCUUCUUUUCCUGCAGAAGACUUUCACUUCCCGCGUGAAAAUGUUUCAUUUUUCCCCCAGGAACUUGCGGAAUCACGCUCGUUUUUUUUCACUGGGUAGGCUUUAUUUAGUUUCAGUGAGUUUAACAUUAUAGCAAAAGUUUCGCCUGAAAGUUUUCUAUCUCCUGUGAUGGUGAGAAUACUUUCAAGAAACAGUAGAACUUGUUAUCCAUGAUUUCAGAUGGAAACGACCGAGAACGCGUUUCAGAAAAAAACUUAGCAUUUUUAAUAAAAAAAGCGUUCUAGACGAAGUGGACUGCGUUCUUUACCGUUCCAUUUUCGAAUACGUUCCACAUUUUUUGAACGUGUUUUUUUCUUAAAAAAAGCUAAGUUUUUUUCUGUGAAUAUUUUUCACUGGGAUGGGGAUAUAAGAUAAGACUUUUAUUUUUUAAAAAUGAAUACGAACAAUAUCAAUUUCAAAUAACAGAAAUUCAUCUACAUGUGCUAGAUAAGUUAAUACGAUUGAGAGCACGACUCUCCUACAGUCGUGCUCUUGGUUUUAGAGCAAAGAGAACAGGUGAUGAACGACUUAGAGUCGAAUCAACAAGAAUUAGAAAUGUAGUACGUAGUGAACUCAAACAAUUUAGACAAAGUCAAUUAGUAAAACAAUUAGCAGAAAGACAUAAACCUGGAAGAGAUUCAAUGAUAUUUUGGAAUAGAACAAAAAAACAAUUUAGAAUCUGCUCUUCGUCUCUACGUGGAUUUUUACUGCUCAGUGGUGAAAUGGUAAAAUCGAAAAUGGCUGAUUUAGCCGCUGAUUAUUAUGAAAAGCUCUUUGAAGAGCCUGUUGUAUAUAGACCGCAUCCGUAUGUCGACAUCCCCUAUGAUGUAUAUGAGGAUAGUCAAAGACAAAUACCUCUGGUAACAUAUCCCGAGAUACUCAAAGUAUUAAAGUGGAAGAAGAAAAAACGUUCGUGCGAUAUACAUGGUCUCUCGCCAUUCAUUCUUGGUAAAAUGCCCGAAAAUUAUUGGCAUUUAAUGGUAGAUUUAUACAACCACUCCUUUCGAACUUGUCAAAUGCAAAGCAAAUUAAAAAGACAAGGAAUUCCGAUUCCAUAUGUUAAUUGGAUACAUACUUGGUUAAUAAAAAGGCGCGCUGUCAUUGAGAUCGCGGGUGUCAAAUCUAGGUGGUUUGAAAUAAUGAGAGGUGGUCCUCAAGGAUCCAGUUUUACUGCUACUCUAUUCAUCACCUACCACGCAGAUAUGGAAUAUUUCAUCCCAGAAGCAAUGUCCUUUUUGUUUGCCGACGAUUUAGCUGCUGUACUUGCUGGACAAAUUGGAAUUAAAUUUACGCAACAGUGUAUAGAUCUUGAAAAAAGAUUACAUAUCUUCUUCGAACAAUUAGAAUUUUAUGCAGUAUUAACUGUACAACGGAUCAAUUGCAUCAAAACAAAAGGCAUGUUUUCAGCACGUGCAAUUAAUUACCCGAACCCAAUGCCUGAUAUCAGAUGUGAGAAAAAUGAGAUUGAAUGGGUCAAAGUAUUCAAAUACCUUGGCUAUUGGUUAACAACGAAGUUAGGAUGGGGAAAUAUGAUAAACCAAGCGUGUAAGAAAGCUCGUCAGCAAACUGCAAUGAUCAAUUCUAUUAGAGUUAGUGGCACAACAUCCAUUUCGCUACGAAUAGCAUCAUUCUCAACCUUUGUUAUGCCCUUCUUUACUUGGCUAUUUGUUCUUUAUCCGCUAUUUACCAACUGCCAACGUUUGACACUCAGCCACUUUUACUAUACAUCGCUGAAACGUGUCUAUCACUGCUUACAGUGGGAAGAUCUCUAUUUCUCCUAUACAUAUGAUGAAAAGUCACUAGACGAUCAUUGUUAUAAUUACUGGCUAAAGUACCUGAAUUCUCUAUCACAAUCGAAUGACGGACGUUUGUUAGAUGAGCAAUCUGUUACUAAUAGGCAUCGUUAUAUAUGGCAAGAGAAAAGGGAGUCAAUAAGAUGCCUGAGAAUGUCAAAGCGAUUCGUCGAACA